This is a messenger RNA of Cryptomeria japonica (Japanese cedar), 1785 nucleotides long. RefSeq names its product glucose-6-phosphate/phosphate translocator 1, chloroplastic. The transcript has 4 exons. Gene Ontology annotation, molecular function: triose-phosphate transmembrane transporter activity; antiporter activity; phosphoglycerate transmembrane transporter activity. Bases 308 to 1492 code for a protein of 394 amino acids. Gene Ontology annotation, cellular component: membrane; Golgi apparatus. Gene Ontology annotation, biological process: transmembrane transport. NCBI's taxonomy places the organism in Eukaryota, Viridiplantae, Streptophyta, Pinopsida, Cupressales, Cupressaceae. The record is from RefSeq and is a predicted model, not a curated record.
GCGAUUCUGCAAGCACUGGCCGGCCCCGCAGCUCACGACAACUUCUAAUGAAUUUGAGUAUCUUAAAGCAGCCCUUGACCAUAUUCCAAGAUCCAACAGUACCUAGCUGCCAUCAGAAGAGAGCAUUUGAUACUGGUUAAGGUGCAUGGCUACUUCCAGGACAUUGCCAUUGCUUUUGAAAAGAGCCCAUCUUGCUGGGCCAAAUGCUAUUCAGGGCAAGCCCUAGGGUAGGGCAAAAGAGGGCAUCUGAUACUGUUAAACUCCUUCUGGGAAAAGACGGAUUUUAAGAUUCUCGUCCUCCAUUAACAUGCAGAUGCAGGCAAAGUGGCCGCGUGUUGCCCGCGCAUCUACACACUACCCUGCUGCGCUUUAUAGGUCGAAUCGGGCGUCAUUUUCUUCAUCAUCAUUUUCUCCUUCAUCAUUUUCUUUGUCACUUAAACGCCAAAGAGACGGGGUACCUUUAAUUGGACGGCUCAAUGAAAAGAUUUCGCCGGUUUGGAGAAGUGGAAAGGGCUCUGGGUUAUUCAAAUCUGGGGUUGGAGGUGGAAUAGGAAUUGGCGCGCCGGUGGAUGACUGUGAGGAAAUCAGUGUGAAUCGAAAGCUCAAAAUUGGGUUGUAUUUUGGGACAUGGUGGGCUUUGGGUGUAGCUUUCAAUAUUUACAACAAGAAAGUUCUCAAUGUGUUCCCUUUUCCCUUGUUAACUUCUACGCUGUCUUUGGUCGCCGGAUCUUUGAUCAUGCUCUUCUCUUGGGCUACCAGAAUUGCAGAUUUUCCCCACACUGAUGCCGAUUUCUGGAUUGGGCUGGCACCUGUAGCGGUGGCUCAUGGUAUAGGACAGGUUGGAACCACUGUUUGCAUGUCCAAGAAUGACGUGUCCUUUACCCAUGUAAUUAAAAGUGCAGAGCCAGCAUUCAGUGUGGUGUUUUCCCAGCUCUUCAUGGGAGAAACUGGGUUUUCAUUACCCCUCUACAUGUCUCUGCUACCCAUCAUAGGAGGCUGCUCAUUGGCUGCUGCCACCCAACUUAAUUUUAAUAUGAUAGGAUUUGUGGGUGCCAUGAUUUCAAACAUGGCCUUUGUGAUGAGGAACAACUUGGCCAAAAAGACCAUGAAAGGGAAGGGUGUGAGCGGAAUGAAUUACUAUGCAUGUCUGACCAUAUUUUCCUUGGUACUCUUGAUUCCCUUUGCAUACAUUGUAGAAGGGCCCCACAAAUGGAUUCAGGGCUGGCAAACUGCCCUUCAAACAGUAUCACCCAAUCAGUUGUUAUGGUGGGUGGUGGCACAAAGUGUAUUUUAUCACUUGUAUAAUCAGGUUUCAUACAUGUCAUUGGAUGAAAUCUCUCCACUAACUUUUAGCAUUGGAAAUACAAUGAAAAGAGUUGCAAUAAUUGCAUCCUCUAUAAUAAUAUUUCAAACUCCAGUCAAGCCCUUAAAUGCUUUGGGAGCAUCCAUUGCCAUCCUAGGCACAUUCUUUUAUUCGCAAUUACGAAGUUAGAUGUACAAUAUUAACUUUGUACUUCAUUUUAUUCAAGAUGAGAUUUAUUGGUUUUUUGCAUUACACAUUCAGUCCUUAAAAUGACCUUUUUGUAGUUGCGCUCCAUGCUACCCUUCAAACAGUGAGUUUAAUGGGCAAGCAACACUGUUGCCAAAGAUGUUUGUAACGCUGAUGCUCCGUUCGGCGCUGUUCCUUGCUCUUUUUCUUUUCGGGCUAGGUUGUAAACUUUGUUGCUUGGUCAUGGAGCUGUUGUAGCUGUUCUUACUAAAUUUGAUGAUUGAUUCUAUUUUUAA